GUGUUGAAACAUGUGCAACAGGGAGGAGGGGGGAGAUAAAGCUCUCUGCCAUUUCUCUGAAGGUUCAGAUUUCCCUGCACUCUGGAACAGACAGUUCUACCUGGAGUUUCAUUGUCAGAUAUGAAACUCUGCUUCUGGCCAGGGGCCCCUUACGGUUUUGCCAUUUUGGCAUUCCUGUGUAAUUGUGCCACAGCUGUGGAGAGACGAUAUUACAUUGCAGCUGUUAAUAUUAACUGGGACUACACUGCCGGACAGCAAAGGACUGGACCGUCAUAUAAAAAGGUUGUAUACAGGGAGUACAAUGAGGGAUUCACACAGGCUAAAACACAUCCCUUGUCCUCAGGGCUACUUGGGCCGACACUGCGGGGACAAGAGGGUGACACAAUCAUUGUCACGUUCAAGAACAUGGCAGAUCAUCCCUGCAGCAUCCACCCACAUGGCAUUGCUUACGGGAAGCAGUCAGAGGGAUCUUUAUACUUUGACAACACGUCACUCUAUGAGAAAGAAGAUGAUGUAAUUUUACCCGGACAAGAGCACACAUACCAAUGGGAGGUGACGUCUGAGGUGGCCCCUAUGGAUGCGGACCCCCCAUGCAUCACCUACACAUACUUUUCCCACUUUGACAUAGUCAAGGACUACAAUACAGGGUUAAUAGGCACAAUGUUGAUCUGCAAGAAAGGCACCCUAGACGGCUCCGGAAAUCAGCUUCAUUUCCAUCAGGAGGCUGUGCUGUUGUUUGGCGUGUUUGAUGAGAACAAGAGCUGGUACAGCACUGGGGGCCCUGAACAGGCACACAAUGUGAAAUACACUAUAAAUGGCUACACAAAUGGCUCUAUACCAGAUCUGGACAUCUGUGCCCACUCCAAAGUCAGCUGGCACCUGCUGGGAAUGAGCUCUGAGCCAGAGCUCUUCUCUGUGCACUUCAAUGGGCAAGCCCUGCUGCAUGAUGGCCACAAAACCUCAUCUAUUGGCAUCAUUAGUGGAACUGCCACCAGUGCCAGUAUGAAUGGUAUCCACCCCGGCCGCUGGCUUAUUUCCUCUCACAUUAGCAGGCACUUGGAAGCUGGUUUGCAUGGAUACCUAAAUAUCAAGACGUGUGAUGAGUACACGGCACCAAAGAGACGGCUUACCAUCCAACAGAAACAAGAAAGUCAAGUGUGGACCUACUACAUAGCAGCAGAAGAGGUCACCUGGGAUUAUGCUCCAAAUAUGAAAGACAACAUGGAUGGGGAUUUCCGAUCCAAAUAUUUAAAGCAGGGGCCUCAGCGAAUAGGUAAAAAAUACAAAAAAGCAGUAUUUACUCAGUAUAAAGAUGGCACGUUUAAAGAGAGAGCAGAAGAUAAGCAGAGGAAGAAAGAGCUUGGGAUUCUCGGGCCGGUGAUAAGAGCUCAAAUCAGAGAUGUCAUAAAGAUUGUCUUUAAAAACAAAGCAUCACGACCGUACAGUAUCUAUCCUCAUGGACUGACCAUUGAUAAAGCAGCAGAAGGAGCCAGUUAUCCAGCAGAAGGGAACCAGAUACACGGGAUUCAACCAGGUCAGAAUUACACAUAUACAUGGAGUGUGUCUGAGGAAGAUACACCAACGGACAGUGACCCCAGAUGUCUGACCAGGAUGUACCACAGUGCAGUGGACACUCCUCGAGACAUUGCUUCUGGUCUUGUGGGUCCUCUUCUCAUCUGUAAGAGCCAGUCCCUCAACAAAAAGAAUGUCCAGCUGAAAGCAGACAAAGAACAGCAUGCCAUGUUUACUGUUUUUGAUGAGAACAAGAGCUGGUACCAUGAUGAGAACAUUAACACAUACUGCAGUGACCCCAAAAGGGUUAAAAGAGAUGAUCCAGAGUUUUACAAAUCUAAUGUUAUGCACACAAUCAAUGGCUAUGUCUAUGAAAGUGGCCAAGAAUUGGGAUUUUGUAAUGGUGAAAUUGUGACCUGGCAUGUAUCUAGUGUUGGCGAACAAGAUUACAUCCAGACCGCCACUUUUUAUGGCCAUACAUUUGAGCUAAAAAACAGAGAAGAGGAUAUGCUCAGUCUAUUUCCCAUGACUGGAGAAACUAUCACUAUGAACAUGCUUAAUAUUGGUAUUUGGCUUUUAGCAUCACUGAACUCUCACGAUUCCACGAAAGGGAUGAGGGUGAAAUUCAAGGACCUUGAAUGCUUCAGAGAUUACGUAAUGGAGUAUGAUUAUGAACCAGAAAAAUUCACUGUAUGGAAACCUGCGCCCAUCAGUGAUAUUAAGAAAGAGGAACCAAAACAAAUAAUCCCUAUCGUGGUUGAUGAGGACACUGAUAAUUAUGCAGAAGAAUUUGGCUUGAGGACAUUAAAAAACUUUAAAGAUGAUGUUGAGUUACUUGACUUUUCGAUACUAGAUUUUGAUGAUGGUUUAUUGCCGACUACUGAGACAAAAAGCCCGGCCCCAAGCGAUGAGUUGGACAAAUCACACAAUGCUACUUUCGCAUCUUUCAAUCAGAUUCAUGGUUUAUCAACUGAGGAGGCUGGUUUGGACAAGAGACAAUUUUCAAAUAAAGUCUUGAAUGAAAGCACAAAAGAACCAUUGCUAAACAUGACAAGCAUUUCUGAUUCCAAACCAGAGGUCAUGUCAAACAAUGAUACGGACAGUGUUAUCUCAAAUCCUCCAGUUAUAGAAAGAAAAGUACGCAGUGCAUCAACAAAGCCAGUGAAUGAAACGGAAAGUGUCUCCACAAAUGUUACUCUGGAUACUGAAAUAAAUACCAAUAUAGUAGAAAAUGCCAGUUCAUCAUUGGAGACAGACAGUUUCUCUGCUUAUACUACUCUUGUAGAAAAUGUCAGUUCAUCACUGGAGGGAGAGAGUGUCCCUGAUUUUACUACUCAGGUAGAAAAUGUCAGUUCAUCAUUUGACAGAGACAAUGUCCCUGAUUUUACUACUCAUGUAGAAAAUGUCAGUUCAUCAUUUGACAGAGACAGCGUCCCUGAUUUUACUACUCAUGUGGAAAAUGUCAGUUCAUCAUUGGAGACAGACAGAGUCUCUGUGAAUACUUCUCGUUCUCCGGUAAUUGAAACCAACAUCACCCACACAAUGAAUGAAACGCACAUUUUCCCCACUAAUACCAGUAUCACUUCAUCUGAUGCUCCAGUUGGUGACAGAAACAUUACCAUGGAAGGUGACAGUCCAUCUCUAAAUUCUUCUGAAUCAAACCUCUUGAUUUCAAACCAAACUUUAGUCAACAAAACAGUAAUUCAAAAAGAGGCAAACACUAAAAAUAACUCUGACUUAGCGCAUGGUGACCAUGAUAGUUCGGGACACGUCUUCAUAUACCAUGUGCCUAGUCCUGAUUCUCUCUCCAACAGCUCGAAGACACAAACUGAGGAGGAUUUUGUGCUUCUGAAUGGUGGUCUUACCUCUGAAGUUUUAACAGAUUAUAAGACUGUUGUAGAAUAUAAUGUCUCACCAAUGGACACACCAGAGGAGAUUGGUGAAUUAAAUGAAAACACAACAAGGAUUCAAGAACUCAACAGCACAAAGGUGAAUUACACCGGUGAGAUGUUUUCGCAGAUAAAUUCUGAAACUGAGAACAUUUUUAAUCUCAGUUUGUCUUCGCCUUUGAGAAACGGCACUUUGCAAAGCAACGAGUCUGACUCUUCAAAUGCAACUUUGUCUGAUUCCAGUCUCGACCUUGAAUCUGAAAUAACAGAGAACGAAACAUCAUCCACUAAUGCUACAAUGAAAUCUCACAGUGAAAUUUUGAGAAAUGCAUCAGAGCUCUUUUCUUCAGACAGUACGAAGAAUAUGUCCUUUUCUCUUGGCCCUUUCAAUGUUUCAAGCACGAAAAACGGCUCAGAAAGCGAAAGUGAAGAGGAAGUAGUCAUCUAUCUGAAGAACAAUCACAGUGAGGCCAUACUCACAUCUCAUCUCUAUCCAAAAGAAGAGCACUGGGGUUAUGAAGGCAACCACGAACUGGUUCAUAUUGAAAUCCCAGAUCACAUGAACAAAUACAUCUCAGACAAUUCUGCAGCAAAUAAACCAAAGACCGAAAAGAAAAAAAAAGUAGUUCACCAGAGGGUAAAGCCGAGAAAGGGAUAUGGCAUGAAGACGAAGAAAAGGAAAGAGUAUAAGCCACAGCCACCUUCUGAUGUUUCUCCAAAGGGUUUUUCUCCAAGAGGUUUUGGACCUUCUGGGUUGACCCCACGGGGAAGCAGGCCUAUCUCUAGCGAGGAAGACCUGAUGAAGAAAUCCAUUGUCAUAGGAGUGCCAAGACGCGAUUUCAAUGAUUAUGAGUUAUACGUUCCAAAACAUGAGCAGAAUGAAGAUUUUGAUGCUAUGGUUGAUACCCCAGAAGAAUAUGAAUAUAUAGAGUACAAAGACCCUUAUAGCAAAACAGCAGAUAUUCAAAGCCCAGCGCUUGAUGUAACAUCCCAGCAUUUCUUAAAAAUUGCUGGAGACAAGAAAACCAGAACUUUUUUCAUCACAGUUGAAGAGGAAGAAUGGGAUUAUGCUGGUUAUGGGCAGAGGAGGCCUGAUAGAUCAUCUCAGAAAGAGAGGCCCACAUCUUUCAAAAAAGCGGUGUUCAGAAAGUACCUGGACAGCACCUUUAGUAUCCGAGACAUCAGAGGGGAAAUGGAUGAACACCUGGGAAUUUUGGGUCCGGUCAUUAAAGCUGAAGUUGAUCAGACUGUUAUGGUAUUUUUUAGGAAUCUUGCCAGCCGUCCAUACUCUUUGCAUGCAAAUGGAGUUAAGUAUUUAAAACAAAUGGAAGGCCUGAGUUACGAAGAUGAGUCACCAUACUGGUACAAACAGGACGAUGCCGUACAACCCAACAGCACCUUUAUCUACAUGUGGACUAUAAAUUCCAAAUCUGGGCCUCAAAAUAAUGAAUCUGACUGUCGAACGUGGACUUAUUACUCUGCAGUGAAUCCGGAGAGAGAUAUAAACUCUGGGCUGAUUGGACCGCUUCUGGUGUGCAGGAAGGGUACAUUGGAUGAAAAGCCUCUGGGCAGAAGAGAGUUUGUCCUGCUCUUUAUGACGUUUGAUGAGAAUAAGAGCUGGUACUACGAGGAGAAUCGGGAGAGGAUUGAAAGGAAAAACAAAAGAGCAGUCAUGGAUCCAAAUUUUACAAAUAAAUUAAAGUUUGACGCUAUCAAUGGUAUUAUCUACAGUCUCAAAGGAUUGCGAAUGUACACAAAUCAGCUAGCGAAGUGGCAUCUGAUCAACAUGGGCUCUCCUAAAGACCUCCACAGUGUCCAUUUCCAUGGUCAAACGUUCAUAAAUAAGGAGUUAAAGGACCACCGUCAGGGUGUUUACCCACUUUUACCAGGUGGAUUUGUCACACUGGAAAUGUUGCCUUCAAAGCCUGGUCUCUGGCAGCUGGAGUCUGAAGUUGGACUGUCACAGCAGAGGGGAAUGCAGACGUUAUUCCUUGUGUUAGAUAAGGUCUGUGAUCAUCCUCUUGGUUUCAUCUCUGGAACUGUGAAAGAUGAACACAUAACAGCAUCUGACUAUAGAGGACAAUGGUAUCCUCAUUUGGCCAGACUACAUAAUACAGGGAAAUACAAUGCAUGGAGUACAACAAAGACAGGACAGUACAUUCAGGUGGACUUCCAGAGGCCGGUAGUGAUUAGUAAAGUUGCCACACAAGGAGCCAAGCAAUUGUUAGCACAUAAUUUUGUGCUGAACUACACCAUUUCCUACAGCACUGACAAAAAGAAGUGGACUUUCUACAAGGGAGACAGCGAUACCAUCAGAAAGACUUUUGAAGGAAACAGCGAAGCUUAUGACACGAAGGAGAAUAUAUUUUUCCCACCUCUGAUUGGUCGAUAUGUGAGGCUGUAUCCUUUACAUUCUUACAACUACCCAACUGUCCGUUUGGAGUACUAUGGUUGUGAGCUUGAUGGUUGCUCUGUGCCAUUGGGAAUGGAAAGUGGUGUCAUUACAGAUGCUCAAAUCACUGCCAGUUCUGUGGCCACCCAUUGGUACUCUGGCCAGUGGCAUCCUUGGUAUGCACGCUUAAAUAAAUAUGGGACUGUCAAUGCAUGGCGAGCCAAGAACAAUGACAUUCAGCCAUGGAUCCAGGUGGAACUCAAGGACAUAAAGAAGAUAACCGGAAUUAUAACACAGGGGGCCAAAUCAUAUGGCAAUGAGAUGUUUGUGACAACAUAUUCUCUGGAGUACAGUGAAGAUGGCAUGAGAUGGACAAAGUACACGGAUGAUGAGGACUAUGAACAAAAGACAUUUCAAGGCAACACAGAUAACAAUGGCAAAGUAAAGAACUACAUCUACCCUCCAAUAUUUUCCAAAUUCAUCCGGAUUAUUCCAAAACAAUGGCAGAAGUCCAUUACUAUGAGGAUUGAGCUGCUUGGUUGUGAUUUUGAAUAAACACUGUGCUUUCAAUGAUA
This is a messenger RNA of Carassius auratus (goldfish), 6368 nucleotides long. RefSeq names its product venom prothrombin activator oscutarin-C non-catalytic subunit-like. Gene Ontology annotation, cellular component: plasma membrane. The record is from RefSeq and is a predicted model, not a curated record. Bases 121 to 6348 code for a protein of 2075 amino acids. NCBI's taxonomy places the organism in Eukaryota, Metazoa, Chordata, Actinopteri, Cypriniformes, Cyprinidae. The transcript is spliced from 25 exons. Gene Ontology annotation, molecular function: copper ion binding; signaling receptor activity.